This is a messenger RNA of Trichomonas vaginalis G3, 1611 nucleotides long. Its product is annotated as chaperonin subunit delta CCTdelta. The record is from RefSeq and is a predicted model, not a curated record. Gene Ontology annotation, cellular component: chaperonin-containing T-complex. Bases 1 to 1611 code for a protein of 536 amino acids. Gene Ontology annotation, molecular function: ATP hydrolysis activity; ATP binding; ATP-dependent protein folding chaperone. NCBI's taxonomy places the organism in Eukaryota, Parabasalia, Trichomonadida, Trichomonadidae. Gene Ontology annotation, biological process: protein folding. The transcript has a single exon.
AUGUCACAGCAAUCUGCACCCGCUGCUAGCGCAACAAAUCCACCAGCAUUUCAAGGCCAAGACCGUCCAACAGACGUUCGUAUGUCUUGCAUCCUUGCAGCUAAGAGUGUUGCUGAUGCUGUUCGUUCAUCACUUGGUCCACGCGGUAUGGAUAAACUUAUUCAAGAAAAGAACGGCGAAGUUAUUAUUACAAACGAUGGUGCUACAAUUCUCAAGCAUAUGGGCGCUGCACAUCCAGCAGCCAAGCUCAUGGUCUCCAUGAGCCAAGCUCAAGAUGUUGCCGCAGGCGAUGGUACAACAUCUGUUGUUAUCUUUGCCGGUGCCUUCCUUUCAGCAUGCAAGACAUUACUCGAACGCAAGCUUCAUCCAUCACUUGUUUCAGACGCUCUCCGCAUUGCCACAGACGAGGCAAUCAAGAUCCUCGACCAGAUGCGUAUUCCAUUUGGCCAAGGCGAAGCAUUUACAGAACAAGAAAGAGAAAUCUUAAUUGAUUCAGCUCGUACAUCACUUUCAUCCAAGCUCGCCUCCCAAUGGAGCGACAUCCUUGCUCCACUUGCCGUUGAUGCUGUUUUGCGUGUCCACGAUGGCAAGCACGUCGAUCUCAACGAUAUCCGCGUUGUUCAGCGUGUUGGCGGUGUUAUUGAUGACAGUGAGCUUGUUGAUGGUGUUGUCUUCCCACACCAUUUCCAACGCCAGAGUGGCGAUGCUCGCAAGAUCAACAACGCCAAGAUUGCCUUGAUCCAAUUCCAGAUCUCUCCACCAAAGACAGACAUGGAAUCCCAAGUCAUUCUCAACGACUACGCUCAAAUGGACCGUGUUCAGCGUGAACAGCGCAAAUACAUCCUUAAUAUCGUCAACGCCAUUGCAAAGACCGGCGCCAACGUUAUUCUCUUACAGAAGUCCGUCCUUAGAGACGCCAUUUCCGAUACAGCCCUCCACUUCCUCAACAAGAAGGGAAUUAUCGUUGUCAAGGAUAUCGACCGCGAGGAAGUUGACUUUGUCUGCCGUACAAUCGGUUGCCAGCCAAUUGCAUCCGUCGAAGGCCUCUCCGCCGACAAGCUUGGCUUCGCAGAGACAGUCGAAGAAGUCACAACAGCUGGAGGCGCAAUUAUCAAGAUUAUGGGCUUGAAGAAGGUCUCCAAGACAGUUACAGUCUUAUUACGUGGUUCAAACGAACUCAUCAUUGGAGAAGCCGAGAGAUCCCUCCACGAUGCUCUCUGCGUCAUCCGCUCCCUUGUCUACGAGAGAUACCUCCUCCCUGGUGGCGGUGCACCUGAAGUGGAACUCGCCAUCAAACUCGCAAAGAAGGCUGACGAAAUCGGUGGAGAAAUAGGUCACUGCAUCAGAGCAUUCGCUGACUCCCUCGAUAUUGUUCCUUACACACUCGCUGAGAACGCUGGUCUCGCUCCACUCGAUGUCGUGACACAGUUGAGAGAAGCUCACUCCUCUGGAAAGAUGUAUUAUGGUGUAUCAGUCGUAGCUUGCGGCCCUGCUGACAUGAAGGAGGAAGAGGUCCUUCAGCCGUACUUAGUAACAAAGAGCGCUGUAACAUUCGCCAGUGAAACUGUUCGUAUGAUUCUCAAGGUCGACGAUAUCCUUGCUACACGGUAA